AUGGCUAUGGACUACCCUAUGGCCAUGGGCCUCAACGGGGCCUCAAGCUCUGCUUAUGAUAACGUCAACAAAGUUCGAGUCGCUAUCAAGAAAAUAAGCCCAUUUGAGCAUCAGACCUACUGCCAGAGAACCCUGAGGGAGAUAAAAAUCUUACUGCGCUUCAGGCAUGAGAACAUCAUUGGCAUCAAUGAUAUUAUUCGAGCGCCAACCAUCGAUCAGAUGAAGGACGUAUACAUAGUACAGGACCUCAUGGAGACAGAUCUCUACAAGCUCUUGAAGACACAACACCUCAGCAACGACCACAUCUGCUAUUUUCUUUACCAGAUCCUCAGAGGGUUAAAAUAUAUUCAUUCAGCAAACGUCCUUCACCGUGACCUCAAACCUUCCAAUUUGCUGCUCAAUACCACCUGUGAUCUCAAGAUCUGCGACUUUGGCCUGGCCCGUGUUGCAGACCCAGAUCACGACCACACUGGCUUCCUGACAGAGUACGUGGCCACACGCUGGUACCGGGCUCCAGAAAUCAUGUUGAAUUCCAAGGGCUAUACCAAGUCCAUUGAUAUCUGGUCCGUCGGCUGUAUCCUGGCAGAGAUGCUCUCCAACAGACCCAUCUUCCCGGGGAAGCACUAUCUGGACCAGCUCAACCACAUUCUGGGUAUUCUUGGAUCCCCAUCCCAGGAAGACCUGAAUUGUAUAAUAAAUUUAAAAGCUAGAAACUAUUUGCUUUCUCUUCCGCACAAAAAUAAGGUGCCAUGGAACAGGCUGUUCCCAAAUGCUGAUUCCAAAGCUCUGGACUUACUGGAUAAGAUGUUGACUUUCAACCCUCACAAGAGGAUUGAAGUAGAACAGGCUCUGGCCCACCCAUACCUGGAGCAGUAUUAUGACCCGAGUGAUGAGCCUAUCGCUGAAGCACCGUUCAAGUUUGACAUGGAACUGGAUGACUUGCCCAAGGAAAAACUUAAAGAGCUCAUUUUUGAAGAGACUGCAAGAUUCCAGCCGGGAUACAGAUCUUAAACAUGACAGGACAAGGGCUCUGCGGAUAGGACAUCCUAGGUGUUGGUGUUCUUCCCACUUCUUCGCCCAGCCUGUCUCGGCUUACCCACCUUGACUCCUUUGAGCCGUUCAGAGGGGUGGUUUCUGGUAGUUGUGGCUUUUAUGCUUUCAGAGAAUUCCUCAGUCCAGAGAAUUACCCCGGCCCCUGUGUUUGUCACCACCAGUGACCUGUGGCAGUGUGGGCUCAGUGCACUGACUGCUUACCGUUGCUUUCGUCACUAAUCACUUUCUGGUUUGAAAGAUGCUGUGGUUCCUCAGGCCGCCCCAUCCCGCCCACUGACCUCUCUCUCACUCUCCCAGGGAGGUGGCGUCUAGCUCCGCUCUGGUUCUGCUGCACACCAGGGAAGGCUCCCACCAGGGCACUGCAUGUUGGAGUGUACCAGUGCACGUGCAUAGGCUACCACUUCAGUGCCCACUGGGGGCACCCGCCAGCCCACUCCCCACACCCUGAGAGAGCCUGUGCUUCUGGCCUGGCUUUUAAAAAGUCCCCCAUCUUUCUAAACAAAAGAAAGUGCUGGCUAUACUGAGCAUAUACCGGCUCCCUGUGGCCUUGCACCCUUCAGAGAGGGAGACCCCAGGCCCAGAUGUACUCUGUAGCCGCUCUGAGUGUUGGUAUACCAUGCGCGUCAUCUCUCCCCUUGCACUCUCUGCCUGCUGACUCGAGCAGACCACUGCGUCUUUCAACGAGGAAGUUUCCCACUCUCUCCCCCUUCUACAGCAUGUCAGCACUUCAGUCCGUUCCCCAAGCCACACUCUGAACAGUUUGUAACAAAGCCUUCAUGAGCACCUGACGUGAAGCACUGUUGUCGUCAAGCACCUUCCAGCAUUUCCGGUUCUGCUGCGUCCAGACCGUCCAACAAAGCUCACCGAGUCCCACGCACUGCGGCCGCUCCUCCGUGCAGGCGUGUUGCGGAACUGACUUGGUGUUCAGCGCCCACUGGUGUGGCGCCCCCCCAAACCCCCACCCCCCACUGCUCUCUUUGGUGAGAACUUUGCCUUGUUCAAUAAUCACUGUACCCUCGCAUGACUGUUAGAGCUUCCUGUGCAGAGACGACCGUCCCAGUGCCACGUGCCUGUGGUGGAAAUGCAGCCGUCUCUCGUUACCUCUGCGUCGUGUUCCACGGAAACCAGGGCCCAUCCUGUCACUUAGGAGAAGUCCAACCUGUGUUUAGCUUCCCGUUUCUCAGCAGUCUUUUUCUUGUUUGCUCUUUGAUAGUGGUGGCGAGUGGGUUAUAUAAAGACUGCCUGCGAUUCUGUAACUCACGGAAAUAAACAUGCAUCUUCUA
This is a messenger RNA of Echinops telfairi (small Madagascar hedgehog), 2336 nucleotides long. It is a transcript of the gene MAPK1, whose product is annotated as mitogen-activated protein kinase 1. Gene Ontology annotation, molecular function: ATP binding; MAP kinase activity. The record is from RefSeq and is a predicted model, not a curated record. Gene Ontology annotation, cellular component: nucleus; cytoplasm. The transcript is spliced from 9 exons. Lineage: Eukaryota; Metazoa; Chordata; Mammalia; Afrosoricida; Tenrecidae. Bases 1 to 1011 code for a protein of 336 amino acids. Gene Ontology annotation, biological process: intracellular signal transduction; protein phosphorylation.